GAAAUGCCGUUAUAAAGCAAGAGAUAGAUAGGAGUGGAGCACCAACACAACACAACAGUCACCAACCCAAACAAUAACAGCGAAGUGUGUGCGUGCGUGUGUGUGUGUGUGACGCGAUAAGGAAUAACAACAACAACAACAACAACAACAUUAAUAAGGAGUGUACUUUCUCAUGCGAAAUUAUGUAGAGGUCCUGAGUGAAUAUAGCGAUGAAGAAGUGAGAAAAGCAAGGCGAGGCUUGGCAUGAGCUGUGGUGUGGUGGUGCAGGUCACUCGGUGGUGAUGUGGCAGCGCCAGCGUGUGUGCCGCCUCAGUGUGGACAGAUUCAAGACUGCUGACCUGUGGAGGAGGGCGGUGAUGUUUGUGACUGUGGCAGGCAGAGGUGGUAGCUAUUAUCAGUCCUUGGAAAACAAACUUGAGGUUGAGGAUGAACACCAUGGCUAACCAGUCCUCUGUGGAGACCCGCAAGACCAUCAUCAGCCUGAGUGUCCCUGAGGUGGCAAGGAAGCUGGGGUUACCUGCCACCAGUGUACAGACCAUGGGGAAUUACCACCAGUCCAUCGUCAACAGGUCACAGCACAAAGACCCCAUCUCUCUGCAGUACAGGGCCAUUAUAGAGGCCAUCAGGGCCAACCCCAAAAUCAGCGCUGCACAACUCAAGAAGCAGUGCAAUCUUCCCUUUUCCCUUAGCACUGUCACGAGGAGGAAGCGCAAACUUCUCAAACACCUUGGCUUUGACACACCUCCUGUGCAGGACGGCAGUCCAGGACAAAUACUUAAGGCAUCACUGACUGGAGCUUCUGUCAAGAGGAAGAUUAGGAAAGACAGUGAAGGCAGUGACAACUCUUGCCUGAAGAAGAAAUGUACACUGGAGAGGAGAGAUGAGAUGGCUGUGGAUAUGAAGCAGGAGGAAAGGGAGGAAGUGAAGAUGGAAGUGGUAGAAGAAGCACUGGAAGAGGAGAGAGAUACAUUUGAUAUGACCACCAGAGUACAAGUAAUUGAUAGGUGUGUUAUGGCAAAUUCCUGGGCACAAGGCAGCACAGAAGAUGACUCGGACCACAGUAGUGGCACAGAAUCAGCCAUCCUGCCUCUGCCAUCUCCUGAAGGACACAGAGAUGAUUAUAGUGACACAGGACCUCCACAUGUCCCUUUGCUGCCUCCUGGAGUUGACACACUGGUGAAGGAAGGACUGGUGCUUACUGAGGUAGGAUCUGUCUUACCUGUCGCCCCUCCCAAGCACCAUCCAGUCAUGCACACAAUGAGUCUUGGUGAUGGAAGUAAUGCAAAACUCAGAACCUUACCAUUUGCUUCUCAAGAUUCACCAGCACAGAAGAGGGUGAAUCCUGGUGACUCAGACCCUGGAAUGUUAUCCCUGGUUCCUCAUGACUCACCAGCACAGAAGAGGGUGAAUCCUGGUGACUCAGACCCUGCAAUGUUAUCCCUGGUUCCUCAUGACUCACCAGCACAGAAGAGGGUGAAUCCUGGUGACACAGAGCCUGAAAUUGUAGUGUUAGCCCCUGCAGAUCCUUUGGCAGGGGAAUGGGUGAGUACUAGUGAAGAUGAGGCUGAAAUCUUGCCUCCUGAAGAUCCUUUGGCACCAAAAAAUGUGACUGUCAAUGCCUUGAAACCUGCACUGGUGUCUGGAGCCUUUGAAGGUGAGCCACUGGUGCAGGAAAGGUUAGAAAGGUCACACCAAAGAGAGAGUGAGGAAGGGAGUGAGCAGUUAGAGACGGGAUCCACUUCUGUACCAGUCAUGUUGGACACAGAUGACAUGAGUACCUCCAUUGUGGUCCUUGAUUCUGAUGAGGAUGUAGUGUCUCUCUCUGACUCCGAUGAGGCUAAGGAGUGCGAGGCGGUGGAUGGGGAGGAGGGUAGGAGGGGUGUCAGGGAUGCUGCUUUCCUUGACAGUGACUCCUCGUGUAUUGACUCAGAGGAUGAUGAAGUACUGCUCCACGUGUCCAAAACGAAUGUGAUUAAGGAAGUGCCGUGGAAUUGGAAAUCAGGUGACUUUCUGCCAAACUUAUUCCUCUUUAAAGUCUUCAGGAGGGAAGCUGCAACCACCAGGCACAUAGCAAAGAGCAAUACAGCGCUUCACAUCUUCCUCUACUUCUUUGAUGCAGCUUUGGUGGAUUUCAUUGCUCAGGAAACAAACAAGCAGUACAAAUAUGUCACUUGGUCCACCCUGCAGUUUUCAGAUGUGACGAGGGAUGAACUAUAUGUGUUCUUGGGCCUGUGCAUGCUGCGGUCACACCUCAGCAACGGCAGCAGCAGGAACUUCUGGAAAGCAGUGCAAGACAUUUAUUCUUCCAGCCGCUUCAACGUGAUGACCGAGGAGCGCUACAACAUGAUUGCCAAGAUGCUUCACUUCUCAAGCAGUCACACGCACCACAGUCACACCAAGGACCCCCUCGACAAAAUAAGGCCAGUGUUCUCCAGGCUGCAGAAGAAGUUCAGGGACGGCAUCACUCCUUCUAGGAACCUGAUGAUUGAUGAGAGCCAGGCACUGUUCACCAGCUGCCUCAACAACAGCCUUUCUAUCCCAAGCAAGAAACACGACUAUGAAGUGAAGACAUACGUGCUUUGUGACUGCAACACUGGCUUUGUCACUGACCUCCUCUUCUACUCCAGCAUGAUAUCAGGAUUCAGCAGGGACUGCCAUGGCACUGUGGGGUCCAUAGUGAAGACCCUGGUGGCACCGCUGUACGGCAGAGGACACACACUCUUUGUGAGUGACUGGUGCUCAAACCCCAAGCUGUUUCACUUCCUCCACACCAAGAAGGUUGGUGCCUGUGGGACUGUGAAGCCUGGCCUGAAGAGUUGUCCAAAGUUUGACAAUAUACCAAAGAGAGAGAGUGUUGCUUACCACGCCAAUAAUGUCUUGGCCCUGAAGUGGCAGGAGGAGGAGCCUUUGCAUGUACUGAGCACCGUCCAUGGCUGGGAGGCGGCAAGCAAGAGUAAGCCCCUGGCAGUAGUGAACCACAGAAACGCCACCAGGAGAUUUGGAGUAGCAGACGUACAGACAGACACUGAUGAGAUUGGGGUGUCCAAGUGGUACAAAAAGCUGUUCUUCCACCUGCUGGAUUUGGCUGUGCUCAACACCCAUGCCCUGUUUGACCCCAAGUCCGGAAUGAAGCCAAAGUACCGAGCAUUCCACCGGCAGCUGACUGAUCAGAUACUCAUGGCGUUCAUGCUUAAGACCAAGGGAACUGAAGAGUGCCGUACUAAACGCAAGGCAGAGGAGGCGAACAAUCCCCUGCGAUUCAAACUCUCCAUGGGACACUUCCCUCGAAAACAUGGCGAUGGAGGCAGCAAGGUGGUGGAGAGGUCACAGUGCUGCGUUGUCUGUCUCAAAAGCAGAUCCCACAAACCACAAGAGGUACAAACCAGGUAUUACUGCUCUGUGUGUAAUGUUCCUCUGUGUGUCGUACCUUGCUUUGAGAGAUACCACACUGUCAAAGACUUCUGAGAGCUGUGUGUGUGUGUGUGUGUGUGUGUGUGUGUGUGUGUGUGUGUGUGUGUGUGUGUGUGUCAGUGAAGGGUGAGGUGUGGAAUAUUGGAGUGUGAUGAUACCAGUGACCAGCGAGGAGGACUGAGUCAGGUGUAUUAAGUAUAGACAGAUUGGCCAUAUUUUUGUAUUUAUAGGAGUAAGAAUCAUGAAAUCCCUUUAUAAUUCAUUUUUUUGUUGCCAUUGAAGGGAAGGUCUGGCAGAGAUUGUUCCUUCACCAAAAAGUAAAGAUUAAUUUUAUAUACUUUUGAUUUGCGACUGUUUCACCAGCAGAGUCCAUGAAAGAGUUACGCAGACGUGUGCUGUUUGGCUGUGAACCAUUUCUCAUAUUGGCAUCUUAGGCAGACAGUUAUUAACCUAACACUCAGACACACACAUACACACACGCCUUGACCCACCACCAGUGCCACAAUCUCCUCAGCUUCCUCCUGCAAUAAUGAAGCAACAUGAGAGAAUGAGAGAAAACAGGGAUUUUUCAAUGGUAGCUAAAGUAUUGUUAGGUGUUCCCCUUUCAACCUCCUUCAGUACUGGGACAUAUUUUUACAUUGAGAUUUGUGUACAAUUAGUAAGGCUCUUUGGAGGUCAGAAGAUUAAUGGCCACAGUCUUUGCUAUUCUAAUCCCCACAUGAGUUUCUGAAGCUGUGAAAUCACCAAAUAGUAAUCAGAAUGACGAUGGAAAUGGGUCAUGGUAUUGAAGGAGUGAAGAAGUUGUAGUGGGAGUUAGUGGAGUUCUCAGGGAUGUCUUUUGUUGAUGUUUCCAGUGAUAAAUGAGGACUGUGCUUCAUGAAGGUGACAGUCCACUAAUCCUGAAUGAACCUUUUUGUCCCUUCAGGCACGGCACUGUCAGUGGACCUUUUGUCACACUGUUACUCCGAGCCAGUUGUCAUGUGGCUCUAGUGAAUAAAAGUAAAUCAAAGGCAGCCAGUGAUGUGAGAGGCAGUGGAGGCUGGUGGCUGGUGGCUGUGAGGGGGUCAGGGGUGAGUGGUCAAGGAGUCAUGGGAUGAGGGUCUUGGGGGAUGAGGGGAUGAUGGGGGGUAUUGGCUAUAAAAUCACACCGCUAUCUUUCCAUGGAGUGUGUUCUUGUGCCUGCUUCGCCUCACCUACCAGAGUUUAUUUGUAUUUUUCUUUGUUACUUUAUCAGUGGGCUCUGUUUGUGUGUGUGUGUGUGUGUGUGUGUGUCAUUAACAUUGUUCAGAACACUUUUGUUCAAAGAGUAUGUUGUGUUUUGUUUUUUGUUUUGUGUCGUUUAUUGUGUCAUUCCAUUGUCACUGCCAUACCUAAAAGUGCCUCAUCCAAUUGUACAAUGAUCUAAUUAAGUAUUCAGUAACUUUCA
This is a messenger RNA of Portunus trituberculatus (swimming crab), 4837 nucleotides long. RefSeq lists its product as uncharacterized. The transcript is spliced from 6 exons. Bases 427 to 3465 code for a protein of 1012 amino acids. NCBI's taxonomy places the organism in Eukaryota, Metazoa, Arthropoda, Malacostraca, Decapoda, Portunidae. The record is from RefSeq and is a predicted model, not a curated record.